ACAGCGUCGCAUCACAACCACGUCCAAGAGUGUUUUUAUCUCACUUUACACAGCAUCACAAAAUGGUCAUUAAGCGAAAACCGUCGUCCUCAUUAGGACUCGAAAGAAGAGUGCGACCUAGAAGAGAGGAUGAAUGGGAGGAGGAGCCUGAGAGCCAGAACUCCUCAAGUGAGGAAGAUGACGACGAUGAGGUUGAGGAAGAGGGUAUCCGAGGCGACUCUGAUGACGAAGACGAAGACGAAGAUGAAGAAGACCAAGAAUCUGAAGACGGCUCAGAAGAUGAGUCCGAGCCCGAGCAGAACGAACCCAAGAUAGACCUCUCAUCUGUCUCAUUCGGUGCCCUCGCAAAAGCGCAAGCAUCGCUACCCUCAGGACGCAAGUCAAAAAAUAAGAAAUCUACCGACGAAGACACCCCAAAGACAGAAACACCAGCACCCAGAAAACCCACCAGAUCAAAGGACGACCCCAAGCCCAAACGGUCAUCUAAACACGCACCCCAAGAACAAACCUCCAAAAAGCCCGUAUCCCGUCGUCGCGAGAUCAUCCCAGAAAACAAACGCCAAUACCGUGAUCCACGCUUCGACCCCUUAGUCGGCCGUGUCGACGAAGAAAAGGCCAGCAAAGCCUACGCCUUCCUGGACGAGUACCGCGACAAGGAGAUGGCCGACCUGCGCGUGCAGAUCAAAAAGACCAAGAACUUUGACGAGAAGGAGAACCUUAAGCGCCAACUGCAGUCCAUGGAGUCUCGCAAGAAGGCCAAUGUGCGCAGACAGGAGGAGGAGAACCUGCUCAAGGAGCACCGCAAGAAGGAAAAGGAGCUUGUGGCGCAGGGCAAGACGCCAUUCUACCUGAAGAGGAGCGAGCAGAAGAAGCAGCUGCUUGUGAACAGAUACGAGGGCAUGAGCAAGGGACAAGUUGACAGGGCGAUUGAGAGGAAGAGGAAGAAGGUUGCUGGUAAGGAGAAGAAGGAGCUCGACUUUUUGCAGCGCCGAGGGCCGAGAGGAUAGAUCUAGCACUUUAGAGGUUACGAAGCGAAUGAACCUUGAUUUGACAGC
This is a messenger RNA of Fusarium graminearum PH-1, 1055 nucleotides long. RefSeq lists its product as uncharacterized. Gene Ontology annotation, cellular component: 90S preribosome; nucleolus. The transcript is spliced from 2 exons. NCBI's taxonomy places the organism in Eukaryota, Fungi, Ascomycota, Sordariomycetes, Hypocreales, Nectriaceae. The coding region runs from base 63 to 1007 and encodes 314 amino acids. The record is from RefSeq and is a predicted model, not a curated record. Gene Ontology annotation, biological process: maturation of SSU-rRNA from tricistronic rRNA transcript (SSU-rRNA, 5.8S rRNA, LSU-rRNA).